Molecule: messenger RNA, 7414 nt
Organism: Pygocentrus nattereri (red-bellied piranha)
Lineage: Eukaryota; Metazoa; Chordata; Actinopteri; Characiformes; Serrasalmidae
Gene: gak
Product: cyclin G associated kinase
Exons: 29
Coding region: 371-4276 (1301 amino acids)
Biological process (GO): protein phosphorylation; regulation of clathrin-dependent endocytosis; positive regulation of Notch signaling pathway
Cellular component (GO): cytoplasm
Molecular function (GO): ATP binding; AP-2 adaptor complex binding; protein serine/threonine kinase activity
Source: RefSeq, a predicted model, not a curated record
UAAUUGACAGCCUAUGCCGCACGUUUUGGCCCCGAACGCGUGCCAUACAGACUCGUUCUGCACUUGAGGCAGUCUGCGUUUGCGUGGAGGCGACGUCACGCGCUCCCACGUCGCGGCCCUUGCGUCAUCGCCUCGCGGAAAUACACGGAGGCUGUCGGUUUCGCUCGCUGUGGAUUCGGGGGUGAAAAUGAGCGGACGGUGAGGGACCCGAGGAGAAGACAGACUGCAGCGCCUCAUCGCAGCCGGGCUCGGUGGUGUGACUUUACCGUGUGCGAUCCCGCGGCGUCGGCGAGGCGUGUCGGUGCCGGUCGGCGGGCCUGCCUGGCUGAGUCGCUGAGCGUUUCUCUGGGUCGGUUUCGGGUCUGUGGACAUGUCCCUGUUCCAGUCUGCGCUGGAUUUCCUGGCCGCUGCGGGGGCCGGAGGCGCCGGGGGCGCCGGAGCCGCCAGCCGGGACCAGAACGACUUCGUGGGGCAGAUAGUGGAGCUCGGAGACACCAAGCUCCGGAUCAAGCGGGUCAUCGCGGAAGGUGGCUUUGCGUUCGUGUAUGAAGCCCAAGAUCUCGGCAGCGGUAAAGACUACGCUCUGAAGAGGCUUCUCUCUAAUGAAGAGGAGAAGAAUAAGGCCAUCAUCCAGGAAGUCUGCUUUAUGAAAAAGCUGUCUGGUCAUCCUAAUGUGGUCCAGUUUUGCUCGGCUGCUUCCAUCAGUAAAGAGGAGUCAGACACGGGCCAGGCCGAGUUCCUCAUCCUCACAGAGCUCUGUAAAGGUCAGCUGGUGGACUUUGUGAAGAAGGUGGAGCAGAAGGGAUCCAUGUCAUGCGACACCAUCCUGAAAAUAUUCUACCAGUCGUGUCGCGCCGUGCAACACAUGCACAAGCAGAAGCCGCCAAUCAUACACCGGGACCUGAAGAUUGAGAAUCUGCUGAUCAGCCAGCAGGGGACGAUAAAGCUGUGUGACUUCGGCAGCUCCACCACCAUCGCCUAUUAUCCAGACUACAGCUGGUCAGCGCAGAAGAGGUCCAUGGUGGAGGACGAGAUCACCAGAAACACCACGCCGGCCUACAGGACUCCGGAGAUGAUCGACCUCUAUUCCAACUUCCCCAUCAAUGAGAAACAGGACAUAUGGGCUCUGGGCUGCAUCCUGUACCUGCUGUGUUUUAAGCAGCACCCGUUUGAAGAAGGAGCAAAGCUGCAGAUCGUUAACGGCAAAUACAGCAUCCCUCAGAACGACACGCGCUACACCGUCUUCCACGAGCUCAUCCGCUCCAUGCUGAAGAUAAAUCCAGAGGAGCGCUUGACCAUCACCGAACUGGUUAACCAGCUGCAGGAGAUCGCUGCUGCUAGGAACUGCAACCCGAAAUCCCCUGUUACCGAGCUGCUGGAGCAGAACGGAGGGUUCGGGAACAACGCCGCUCAGCUCCCAGCACAGAUCAACAACAUACACAACGCAGGUGUGUACAGUGGAGACCCUGACCAGGGGAUGGGCGGAGGCUUCCUGGACAUCCUUAAAGGUGGAACAGAGCGCUUUCUGACCAACAUUAAAGACACGUCCUCCAAGGUCAUCCAGUCUGUGGCCAGCCCCAGUUAUGCUAAAGGAGAUCUGGACCUGUCCUACAUCACCUCCAGAAUCGCAGUGAUGUCAUUUCCAGCCGAGGGAGUGGAGUCCGCCAUCAAGAACAACAUUGAGGACGUUCGUUUGUUCCUGGAUUCUCGGCAUCCAGGACAUUAUGCUGUUUACAAUCUCUCCAGACGCUCCUACAGACCGGCCCGCUUCCACAACCGGGUAUCAGAGUGCGGCUGGCAGGUGAGACGAGCUCCCACUCUGAAGAAUCUGUACAGCAUCUGUAAGAACAUGCACCAGUGGCUCAAACAGGACCAGAGGAACGUCUGCAUCGUUCACUGCCUGGACGGGCGUGCAGCGUCUGCCGUGGCCGUGUGUUCGUUUCUGUGUUUCUGCCGGCUCUUCUCCACCGCUGAGGCUGCAGUCUACAUGUUCAGUAUGAAACGCUGCCCACCAGGAAUCGCGCCAUCACACAAGAGGUAUAUUGAGUACAUGUGUGACAUGAUGGCGGAGGAACCCAUAAUUCCCCACAGCAAGCCCAUCCUGAUCCGCUCCAUCAUCAUGACGCCCGUGCCGCUCUUCAAUAAGCAGAGGAACGGCUGCCGGCCGUUCUGCGAGGUUUACGUUGGAGACGAGCGCGUAGCAACCACCUCCCAGGAGUACGAUAGGAUGAAGGACUUUAAGAUGGAAGACGGCAGAGCCGAGAUUCCUCUGAAUGUGACGGUUCAGGGAGACGCGCUGAUCGUCAUCUACCACGCUCGCUCUACGCUCGGAGGACGCCUGCAGGCCAAGAUGGCCUCCAUGAAGAUGUUCCAGAUCCAGUUCCACACCGGCUUCGUUCCCCGAAACGCCACCACUGUCAAGUUCGCCAAGUAUGAUCUGGACGCGUGUGACAUCCAGGAGAAAUACCCUGACCUGUUUCAGGUGAAUCUGGACGUGGAGGUGGAGCCUCGUGAUUGCCCUAGCAACAAGACUCCGCCCUGGGAGAACUUCUCCACUAAAGGCCUCAAUCCAAAAAUCCUCUUUUCCAGUCGGGACGAGCAGCAGGAGAUCCUGGCCAAGUUCGGCAAGCCAGAGCUUCCUCGGCAGCCGGGUUCUACAGCGUUCUACGAUUCUGAGGUUCCACAGCCCGACAACAGUCCUGAGGGCCCAAGCGCAGAGCGGGAAUCACCUUCCCCUCCCAGCAUGGACACCAACGCUAACAACUUCUUCCAGACGCUGGACUGGGACGAUGGCAGAGGGCAGUACAAUCGCUCGGACAGUCUGUCUGGACCAAUGGAGGACCAGGAUGAUUUGAGUGGAGGUUCGGAGGAGGAGUCGGUGUCGUACUCCGCCCCCGUGGAAGGGUCGCUUUCACGUGACCCCAGUGAGCCUCUGUUUGAAGCGGACUUUACGACGUCUCUGCCUGACCCCCAGCCGGACACCGAAGAUCUGCUGGGCCUAAACUCCGACCCCAGCCCACCAGCCGCGGCUCCUCAGCCAGCCGUUGCCACGGAACCAGGACUGAAGACUUGUGCUAGUAACAGCGAUCUGCUGAAUGACCUGUUUGCGCCCAACUCUGGCUCCACCCACACUCCGGAGACUGAGGACCUGUUCUUCACCAACACUCCCAGCCAGCCUUCUGCUGCCCCCGCUGCCCCUAAUGCCCCUACAGCCUCCAAGGUGGAUGAUCUGUUUGACCCCUUUGGUGUGGGGUCAGGGGUCUCGGCAGGAUCCGACCCAUUUGGUGACCUGCUCGGGUCUGACGGCAGCAGCAAUAGUUUUAAAGCUCCGCCUCCUCCUGCAACCAAUGCCAGCCUCUUCAACCUCCAUAAGCUAGCUGGGGAUAUGCCUAAGAUGACGUCAUCAGCGAGUCAGCCUGAUCUGCUGGGUGGCUGGGACAGCUGGGCGAAAGGAGCCACCAGCACUGCAGCUAGCAUGCCUGCUACUGCUAACAAACCAGCUUUUACUGCUCCUGGUGCUCCCUCCUUCUCGAAGGCCAAGUCUCAGAGCUUUGACCCCUUCGCUGACCUCGGUAACCUGGGGUCCACCCUGCCAGGAUCCUCCAGCAGUGGCUUCUCGGGCUCAGGGUUUAAGGCAGCACCCCCUGCUGGAAGCUCUAAAAACUCGUCCCAGUCGUGGCAGCAGUCUUCCCGCCCCACCGCCGCCACUGCCUCCUCCAGUAAACCCUGGAUGCCCCCGAGCUCUGCCCCCAAAACCAGCACCAGCCAACCAGCAAAGCCCAACUACAACCUCAACUUCAGCGUGAUUGGAGGACGAGAGGAGAGGGGAAUCAGGGGGCCAGGCUUUGGUCCAAAGCCGAAGGUGAAAGAGGAUGAUUUUGAGGAUCUUCUGUCCACGCAGGGUUUCUCCUCCAGACCCGAUAAGAAGGGACCUCGCACCAUCGCAGAGAUGCGCAAACAGGAGAUGUCCAAAGACAUGGACCCACUGAAGCUACAGAUCCUGGAGUGGAUCGAGGGGAAGGAGAGGAAUAUCCGGGCGCUGAUCUCCACCCUGCACACGGUGCUGUGGGAAGGCGAGACGCGCUGGAAACCUGUCAACAUGGCCGACUUGGUCACACCUGACCAGGUGAAGAAGUACUACAGGAAAGCCGUGCUGGUCGUCCAUCCAGACAAGGCGACGGGGCAGCCGUAUGAGCAGCACGCCAAGAUGAUCUUCAUGGAGCUCAACGACGCCUGGUCCGAAUUUGAGAACCAAGGAGCUAAAGCCCUGUUCUGAGCGUGCUCACUGAGGCCCGGACCACCGUUCUCUCUCUGUCUCUACAGACCCGAACUGCCUUUAUCACCCACAUACUGCCUCGGCUCCACCAGGGAGCGCUAGAGAGAAACAGCAGAGCGAAGCUACUUAAAACUGAGACAAUCGCUGGAUGAUAACGGAGAGAAAUACCUCUCUCUCUGAGAGGAUCGAGAUGGACGAGGCUGCUGAGUCUUACUGCUAAACUGUCUCCAUCUCCAAAGGAGCUACACUUCUUUUCUUGUCCUCCGUGCGAGGAGGAAAUGUGCACAUACAGAGCGUUGGAGAGGCAGUCCGCGUCUUGCACUGCGAAAGAGCUCCAUCCUCUGGAUGGGUUUAGGAACAAAAGUGAAGAAAUAAGAUAAUAACGCUGAUCUUUAUUUUCAUAUGCUUUUUUUUUUUAUCUUUUUGUGUUGUCUUUUGGGAUGUUUGUUGAUCCUCACAAAUUAGCAUAUCGACUAAUGUGUGUGUGUGGGAUUCAGCUUGAUCAUGAGUGAGUGGAGGGAUGCAGAUUUUGGCAGAUUCUUUAGACCCUCAUUAGCGAUUGAUCUUUAACCGACAAACCUAAAAUUAAGGACGCGACCCAAGCGAAACAGUUAUUAAACAGUUCUGAUUGGCUGACCUGUUCAGAGCUGUUGUCAUAUACUUGAUAUAACUCAUUUCUGCAUUAACGCACCAAGAUAUUACUGUAAUGGUGUGUAUGUACAGAUAGGUGGAACCUAUAUGAAGUAAGCUGACCCGGUUCUGUUUCAAUUGAGGGGCUUACGGCUAUAAUGUUUACAAUUUUCUGACAAAAUACUACAGAGUUGUAUAGCUGGAAUAUAUUAUAAUAGGCUAUUGAAAGGUCUGUUUUUACACUCGUCACCAGUCCAAGCUAAAAUGAACAUGAACGUCAUGGCUAGGGCAACUCUAGCGCAGUGUACCUCAGUAGCUUCUCAGAGAACACGGACAAAAAAAUCCUCUAGAAAAGUUCCCGAACAUCCGCACUGGUCGGCCUGUUUAGCAGAACCGGCCCAAAAAUGUUCAAAAAACUCCCACGUUUUCAAACUUAAAACUCAAUAAUGACCCAUUUGAACUGCUAGAAUUGGUCAAACAGUUGUUAAUUUGUCGGUUAACGGUUAAUCGAUUAAUGAUUUCCAUCCCUGGUGUGCGAACUUCUCCCGAAUCGUUAGGGUUUGUGUGUGUGGGUGUGCUUGUCUGUCUUCUCUUUCUGGUUGUUUUUUCAGGGUUUGUCUCCUGCUGUCCAAUCGAUGUGUCCACUCACCCGUAAUAAUUUAAUCGUAAGCUUUAAAUUCGCACUUCAUCACAUCUCGCAGGUUCCUGCGGCUUCAUUCUGCUUCCAUUCUGUUGUUUUUACACAUCGAUCAUAAAAGUCUAUCUUCUUAUUUAUUGCGGUGAGUGGCGACUAAUUUAAUGCCUGAGAAGAAGUAAAAAGAAGACUAAUAUAUGGAUGGCAUGUGUUUGCUGGGACUCUAAAAAUCAUUCCAAAGCAUCUACACACGUGAAUGUGCUUUAUAUGCUCUUUACUGGCUGUGUGGAAUGUAUCGUUUUCUUUUUUUUUUUCCUCGCUUCUUUAUAUUGUCAUAUAAAACAGAAUCCCUUAAUCAAAAAUGGCAUUAUUUUUCUAAACACAUCUUACUUGAAUGUUAGUGUUUUCUUUUUCUCUUCUCUCCUGUAAACGACCAAACGUUAAACAGAAACGCUCGGCACUCUUCUGCGCCAGAAAAGAAUGAACUUUCCGAACGAGUGAGGACAGUCCAGACGGACGACUAGCCAACAAGAGUUUGUUUUGGUUAUAAAAUAACGAAACUCUUGGGGUGAAGAGCUGUGGAUGAACGUUAUGUCCAGCGUUGGAGUCCUGUAGGCUAGUUUGGUUGAUCACAAACCUCUCAAGAGGGGAAAAAAGCAGAUGAUUAAUUGUGAACAAUGGACAGUUAAUCGGGUAGUAUGGACGUCUAAACGUGGUCGAUUAGUCACAAAUAAUCUGGUGUUUUGUUGAUUAAUCGGGUGUAAUGGCUGACUAAACAGCCAAUGCAUGAUUAAGCAGGUGUUGUGGCAAUUAAUGGCUUGCUGCAGUUUUGUGGCCGAUUAUUCGAUGACUUGGCGAAUAAUCGGUGUCACGUGUGACUAAUCGAAAACUCUUGUUGAUUAAUCGAGUAUUUGGGUGAUUAAUCGGGUAUUAUGAUUGGCUUAGCUCAAGCAGUGGCCAAUUUGAUCUGGUAUUUGGGCAACUGUGGAUGCCUGUUCAUGAAUAACUAACGAUUCAUUGUAAAUUUUUGCCGAUUCAGAUAAAAUAUUUGGGGGAAUCAAUGUGUAUUAAGCUGUUUCUCAAAUGAAGGUGACAGUACCGCUCUGUGUCCGGGCAGUUGGCCCAGUAUCAGUGUGCAAAGAGUUUUGCCGAUAUAUAUUUUUUUGUAAGUUUAGUCCAGAACUGGGUUUUUAAUAAAGUGAUUUAGUCUAGUAUGGAUAAAAUGUCUAUAGGAUAAACACAAUAUUAAUGUACAGGCAAUAAUGCAGCGAAAUAAUUCCUCUGAAGCCUUAAUCUGUAUUUCUGUCUUUGGAGAGAGUGCACGAUAAAAAAAAAAAAAGGCUACAGAAACAUCUGCGGUCCGUGUGGCGAGACUGUGAUCACAUCUGGAAAGAUGAAUUUGUGUUGUUCAAGUUUCUGGACAGGCUGAAGGUCAGUUACUGAAAGGCUGGUGGUAAUAUGCUGCUGGAUUUCACACAUUCCAGGUGAUUGACUAAAAAACGUGAUAUAAUACUAAAAAAAUUCCUCUUGGCGAUGAAAUGGAGUGUGAUGGCUGUUUGCCGGUCUGAGGUGCGCAUCGGUUCAGUGGUAUGUUAUCAUCACUGGGCAGAAGGCGGAUCAGUCGUCGGCUUUAAGGCCUCAGGACGUGUAACGUUCUCACGCUGGGCGGGAAACACUGUAAAAUAAGGCUAUAUUUUGGUAAAGGAGAAACCUCCUUAUUUUUUCAUGGUGACUAAAGUCAUUCAGGGCUUUUUGUUGCGUUUUCUCUUUAUUUUCUAUGAACAUAAGAAACUAAGCCUCGCUCUCGAGAUCUUUUCCCUGCAUUCUUUUUCCUGGACUGUAUGAAGACCAAUAAACCACAUUGCAACAUGAAA